AUGUCCGAGUCCGAACAGCCAGCCAAGCCCUUUCUAUCUCAGGCGACGCUGAGAGUGCGUAGCCUCAUCUCCGAGAAGGGCCAAGACGGAUGGGACGAAGCCUGGAAGAACAAGGUCACCCCUUGGGACGCUGGAGAACCACAGCCUCCAUUGGUGGAUCUACUGACGUCGAAAAGGCUUCCCCUUCCAGAAUCGGGACGUGCUCUCGUUCCCGGCUGCGGUCGUGCAUACGAUGCUAUUGCUAUUGCACGUCAUCUUGGACUGGAAACGGUGGCCAUCGACAUCGCUCCAUCAGCUGUGGAAGCCGCAGAACUGCUGUUGAAGUCCACAUCGGAUACUCCUACGGGGAAGGUCUCCGUCAAGCUUGCGGACUUUUUUGCCUUGGAAGAUCAAGGAUUCGACCUGAUCUAUGACUAUACAUUCUUCGUAGCCCUGCCACCCAAGCUUCGAAGUGCUUGGGCUGAGAAGAUGACCGAUCUUGCGCGACCAGGCGCAUAUCUCAUCACACUCGUCUUCCCUCUCAAUGAGCCGAAGAGUGACGAUGGCCCGCCGUUCUAUCUCGAGCCCGGACAUUACGACGAAGUUCUCCAUGGCUGGGAGAAGGUGCUCGAUGAGGUGCCUGCGGUCGUCCAGAAAGGGAAGGAGGGCAGACAGCGGAUGGUCGUUUGGAAGAAGGUCUGA
Peniophora sp. CBMAI 1063 is the source of this 681-nucleotide messenger RNA. The record is from the annotation of a GenBank genome assembly. NCBI's taxonomy places the organism in Eukaryota, Fungi, Basidiomycota, Agaricomycetes, Russulales, Peniophoraceae.